GUUCGUUUUAUCCGCGUAUACUGCUCGCAGUUUUCUAACCUCUUGUUAAAUCGUCCUGGACCAACUUUGAUGGAUUCUGAGCGACUGCGUAGUAAAGUUUGAUGGCUGUUUCCAAUCUUAAAGCUGCUGGAUUUUUAAUCAAGCGCAACUUGAUUAGUGUGAUAUUUCCCUCAGUUACUAUUUGGGCAAUUUGGGCAGAUCUGAGGCGCACGGCUCGUUGGAAGCAUCAACUUGCCGAACAGCAAAAACAAUAAAAUACAAUAACAUGGGUCUGUCACACAAGCACAUUUGGAAAGCGUACUGGGUGCUUGUCUUUCCCAUUUCGGGCUUCUUAAUUGGGCAUAAGAUUGACAAACUGGAUACAGAGAAAAUGACAAUGUUUAGGGACAAAUCGGCGCUGUACGGCAGAGAAUUAAAACCUGGAGAACCACCUUCUUGGCCAUAUUAAAUUCAAUUCUUAUUCACCUUAAAUGUUGCAGAAUUAGUCUUAUGUAAGUUAACAAAUAAACUAAUAUCCUAAUGAAUCACAGAUGUCAUAAGGUGACAAAUGUAUCUCGUUAAGACACGAUCAGUUUAAAUAAUAAUGCAAUAUUUACUAGUA
Molecule: messenger RNA, 601 nt
Organism: Linepithema humile (Argentine ant)
Lineage: Eukaryota; Metazoa; Arthropoda; Insecta; Hymenoptera; Formicidae
Source: RefSeq, a predicted model, not a curated record